Molecule: messenger RNA, 1375 nt
Organism: Lactuca saligna
Lineage: Eukaryota; Viridiplantae; Streptophyta; Magnoliopsida; Asterales; Asteraceae
Source: the annotation of a GenBank genome assembly
UUAUUAGAUAAGAAUAUAAAUAGAAAUUUACAUUAUUUGGAAAAAAUAACAAAUUUGAUUAAAACACGAAACUGGGUUAAUUAGAUAAGUCACUCAACAUAUAAUAUGAAGUAUUAUUAAUUUUAAUCCAGAUAGGAGUCGUUGGGCGGUUUGGAUCAGCCGAUCAGAGAUCUGAAAGUCAGAGAUCCUCUUCCCCUUGUCUUCCCACUUCCUUCCCUUUCAUAAUGCUCUCCCACCUCUCCCCUCCGAUCACCAUCCACUUCCUCUUCCCCCGCUCCCUCUCUGCUCAAUCUUGCAUCUCUCUACAUAUACCCACGUCCAUGCGACUCACUUCUCUUUCAUAAAGAUCCAGGCACAAAAAAUGGCAGCCAAUCUUGGAUCCAUGUCGCGUAAUUUUACAGACAAAAGCAAAGAAAGGUUGCUAUCUCGAAAGGGGUACUCGGAAUUAGGUAUUUUCAAUGAAUCCUAUAUCUCCACCAACAACGAAGAUACUUCGCUUCUCGGUAAACUCCAGGAAUGGUGGACCAAUGUUCGACUGUUCCUUGUUAACGCUUACGAGAUGGGCCGCUCCGAUCCCAGACAGUUCAUCUUUGCUGCUAAAUCGGGAUUGGCACUUGCUAUCGUCUCUGUUCUUAUAUUCUUCAAAGAACCCUUUACUUAUAUCACUCAGUAUUCCAUCUGGGCAAUCCUUACUGUCAUCGUCGUCUUCGAAUUCAGCAUAGGAGCAACACUUAGCAAAGGAUUUAACCGUGCUUUGGGGACAUUUUCUGCCGGCGUUCUUGCAUUAGCUAUCGCUCAAGUUUCCAUGUGGGCUGGGGAGUGGCAAGAGGUCGUGAUUGUGGUCAGCAUUUUUGUUGCAGGUUCUAUAUCAAGCUAUGUGAAAAUGUACCCAUCAAUGAAGCCAUACGAAUACGGGUUCCGAGUCUUCAUGUUAACAUUCUGUAUAGUACUCGUGUCAGGGACUUCACAUUUUGUCCAAACAGCUGUUUCACGAUUGUUGUUAAUUGGAGUAGGGGCAGGUGUGUGUUUGAUUGUUAAUAUAUGUGUUUAUCCGAUUUGGGCUGGUGAAGAUCUGCAUAAAUUGGUAGUCAAGAACUUUAGGGGCGUUGCUACUUCCUUAGAAGGAUGUGUUAACAAUUACCUUCAACAUUUUGGAUACGAAAGAAUACCUUCAAAAAUCUUGGUCUAUCAGGCCUUGGAUGACCCUUUAUAUAGUGGAUAUAGAUCGGCAGUACAGUCUACAAGUCAAGAAGAUGCUCUGCUGGGGUUUGCUGUUUGGGAACCACCACACGGACGUUACAAAAUGCUGAGAUAUCCAUGGUCAAAUUAUGUCAAAGUCAGUGGUAACUUUGGUCCUAGUAUUAUCAUUAAUUAA